Molecule: messenger RNA, 1984 nt
Organism: Trichomycterus rosablanca
Lineage: Eukaryota; Metazoa; Chordata; Actinopteri; Siluriformes; Trichomycteridae
Product: serine/threonine-protein kinase pim-1-like
Exons: 11
Coding region: 171-1304 (377 amino acids)
Biological process (GO): regulation of mitotic cell cycle; protein autophosphorylation; negative regulation of apoptotic process
Cellular component (GO): cytoplasm
Molecular function (GO): protein serine/threonine kinase activity; ATP binding
Source: RefSeq, a predicted model, not a curated record
UUCCAGCCUUAAAAAUUAAAAUUAGUACUAUUUUAGUACAGCUCAUCUGUAUUAUUGACAUGUACAUUUGUGUGAUACCUGUAUUAUAUGUUUGACAGGAACUAGACAAAAAGUCAUCAUCACCAAGUGGAAGUUUCGAGUCAAUUUCCAUUAUACAGUUAGAUCCAGUCAUGGAUUUAAGUGUAAAGCAGAACCAAUGUAGUAGCUCCUCUGAAUCAGGAGAAUCUCACCAGACAGAGAGAGACUCACUAAAUGCACAACCGGCAUCUGGAGCUUCAGCUGAGAUAAGCCUUGGGGAAAUUGUGCUUGAACCUGCUCCUGAGUUGGAUUCCCUCUCUGACGCUUCUGUUGCGAGCAGUGUUGAAUGUGUUAAAGGUUCUGUUGGGGGAGAGACCCUGGAAUUGACCACCUCAUCCGCCAGCAACUGGAACCACACAGAUGGUGUUAAAAGAAAGACUACAGGAACACACCUCGUCCAAAGAUCCAGCUCUCCUUCUAAAGAGUGCUUUGAACGUCAGUACAAUGUGGGAAAGCUUCUGGGGAAAGGAGGCUUUGGUUGCGUCUACGCAGGAGUUCGUAGGACGGAUGGAAAACAGGUUGCUAUUAAGUAUGUGAUGAAGAAUACCUGCGACACAUUCAUCACCAUUCCUGGUGAUACAAACCGCCUCCCUGUAGAAGUGGCGUUAAUGCUCAUGGUGUCAAACCCGCCUCGCUGCGAACAUGUCCUAGAGCUUCUGGAAUGGUUUGACAUGCCAGAGUAUUACGUUUUGAUCCUGGAGCGACCCGAUCCCUGCAUGGACCUCCUUCAAUAUCGUGGAAACGGCCCACUUUCUGAACCACUGGCUCAAGUCAUCAUGUGGCAAGUGGUCCUGGCUGCUCGACACUGCUGUGACCAUGGGGUUCUCCAUCGUGACAUCAAGGAGGAGAACCUUCUCAUAAAUUGGGAAAGAUUAGAGGUUAAGCUGAUAGACUUUGGUUGUGGUGAAUUGCUCAAGUCGACCCCCUACAAAACAUAUUCAGGCACUAUGUUAUAUAUUCCACCUGAAUGGAUCACAGAGGGUCAGUAUCAUGGCUGCCCUGCAACUGUCUGGAGUCUGGGCAUCCUGCUGUUUGUUUUAGUUUGUGGAGACAUGCCAUUCUGGAAUGAAUGGGAGAUUGCUAAGAGGCCCCUCUUCUUCACACCUGGUGUGUCUGAGGCAUGCCGUCAUCUGAUCAGAAGUUGCCUGAUGAAGGAUCCAAAUAAACGGCCCAGCCUUGAGGAGAUCCUGGAGCACCACUGGUUUCCAGAGAGCCUUAAGAUCUAAGUUCAGGCACCUGGAUAGGUUUCUAGCAGAUAGGUCAUGGGUGAGCAUAUCAGGAACCACACAAUGAAUUAAAUAUUACUUUAUAAAUCGCUCUAUAUUAAUGUCUCACGUCUGUCUUUUUUAUUGUACAGGCACCUGUAUAGUUUGUAACAAUUAGGUAAUGGGUGAGCAUAUCAGGGACCGCACAAUGAUCAAUGUGUAUAUGUAUAUGUAUAUGUGUAUGAGCAAAACUGUCCACUGUUUGCUUUCACGCAAUGUUGGAGUGAUCUUAGGUGACAGGUUGGAGUGAGAUUUGCAGUUUCAUUAAGAAGAGGAUGAACCCAAAAAAAGCAGAACAGGAAUAAUAGGGAUCAGCUUGAGAAGUCAGUCAACUGAACAAUACAGAAUUUCACCCGUUAGUAUCUGAUUAACACAUUAUGGAAAUUAAUCUAACAUAGUUCUGCUAAAAGAACAGAUCCGGAGAUUCAGAUUACUUGAAUUCCUCAGCACCAUGUAACAUCAGUGUCCACUGUGCCAAAUCAAGAAGAACGACUCCUCAAUGAACAAGUCUAACCUACUGGCGGAAGCAACCAGAUUUGGGCUUAAGCAUCUUGAUACCUGCAACAAAACAGCCCUAGAACAUCACAAAGCCACCACUGCAAUUAAUAGUGUGUGUCUGUUAAAAUGACAUUAAAGCACAA